AGCACACCGGUCAUUAUUUAAGCCACUAUCCGAGUACGAGUUGCGGAUCCGUGCCACGCGUGUAGAAUAUCUGCCUGCAGAUCGUGCUCCGAUUUCGGUUUAAAACCGGGAGACGACGCACCCUAACGUAGCUGGCAGUUGGCUCCGAAGUCUAGGACACGGGCUCGCUUUGUCUAUCUUGCACGAAGACGUGUUCAAGGAACGCUUGAGAAAUCACGAUGGCGGCAGCGGUAGAUUUCCAGAAUCAGCCACAGGCGGAUGGUAUGCAGGAUCAAUCAGGGCACCAACAGCCAAACGAAUCUCAUCAUCAGAAUCAGGAGCAUAGUCAACAGCAACAGCACUCCUCGUCACAAUCCUCGCAGCAACAGGCAACCGCCGGUAUUCCUGGCAAGGACGACGAGCGGAAGCUCUUUAUUGGCGGCUUGUCCCGAAAUACAACCGACAAAGAGCUGCGGGAUCAUUUUGGCAAGUUCGGUGAAAUCGAGAGCAUCACAGUGAAGGUCGAUCCACAUACCGGCAUUUCACGCGGUUUUGCAUUCAUGGUGUUCACCAAUCCAAAGACCAUCGAUAAGCUUCUUGCAUCAGGCGAACAUUACGUCAAUAAGCGAAAGGUAGAUCCAAAACGUGUUAGUAAAAAACCUCAACAUGGUAAAAUCUUUGUGGGUGGUCUUACUCCCGAGAUUUCUGAUGACGACAUUAAGAACUACUUCAGCCAAUAUGGUACCAUUGUUGAACUGCAGGCACCUUUCGAUAAAGUUAAAAAUCAGCGUAAAGGCUUUUGCUUUAUCACGUUUGAUUCAAAAGAAGUUGUAUACAAAUUAUUGAAAACGCCUAAGCAAACAAUUAAUGGUAAGGAAGUAGACGUGAAGAAAGUCAAGGUUAAUCCGGAUCCAAGAAAUCAGGGCUUCUGGGCGCCUGGUUACGGAUAUGGAUAUGGUGGCGGUUAUGGCUACAUCCCUGAAUACAAUGGUUAUCAUAACUAUGAUGACAUGUACGCGAACUACGAUUACGCUGGUUACGAUGGCUACGACAAUAUGGGAUAUGGUCCCAAACCGCGAGGUGGGACAAUAUUUCGUCUACCAAACCGAGACUGAAUCCGGGAUUUCGAGGGGGGGAAAAAAUUUUAAAAAGAAGGAAAACAAGAAAAAAACCAAAAAAACCAGAAAAGCUUAACGAGUUAAUAACUUAUUAAGCAAAGAAAAAGCCUCGGAUCCCCGAAUUUAGUACGUUAUGAAGGAAGCUUGCGCAAGUAAUGGAAAUUAACAAAAACAAUGGAAGAUAACAACUAAGAAUAACAAUAUUAAUAUCUUCGUUUAACAAAUGUUGAGCAAAAAGUCAAUCGUUUUCCAAAACCAGUGCUUCAUAAUUGAGAAUUGUAACGAUCGACUGCAAUUAUAUUUUUCUCUCCAUAGUAUCUCCAAUUUUAAACACUGAUUAACUUAAUUGGCAAUUAACAAAUUUGAACAAACUUGCUGAGCAAGAUUCCUAAAGUCAAAUCAGAUUAAGGAAACGAGUACGCUCGUUAAAAGAGUUCAAUGACCCCAUUUUUUGACUACUCUGUACAUUGAAGAUGUGUGAAGUAAUUGCAUAUAAAUGCGAUGUAAUUGUAACAGAUAUGUUGCCUCUUUAUACUAUGUUAUACUUUUUGCGCUCCAAAAGUGAAAAUAAGUGUACACUGAGUAUAUUCUAUUUGACGUUCACAACCAUAGACAUAGUUCGUUUAAAAAUGAUGCUUGCGAGCAUUAUUUUAUUUUUGUUUAAUUAAAUCAGGAUGAAUUGAUGCUUGCAAGCGUUGAAAACGCCAGAUGGAAUGUGCCCAAUGUAUGUGCGUGAUGUAUAUGAAUAUGAAAGAGAAGAAAGAGAAUGAGUGAUUUCUCUCUCGGGAGGUUAGAAAGGACAAACCUUUAGAUAGGUAGAUAUUGAUAAGAUAUCCAUUAAUUACCAUGUCCAAAAUCGUGCUUUUUAUCGUCUCGAUGAUUUUUUUAUCGCGCAAAGAAUGCUUUACAUAUACAACCUUACAAUACAAAAAACAUAAAAUAGCAUGAAACUUUUUCUUGCAUAAAACUUUAGUGGCAAUUAUAAUACUUUAACUCCACUCGAUGAACUUGUCUCUCUUUGUACGAGCAACGUUUGUAUAAAAAUAGUUCAACAGAAAUGUGUAAAGGUCUGUGGUAGAAGUCUGUAGUUUCCAAUCACGUGAAAGAACAUACACCAACGAACGAAUUUGUUUUAUCAACAGUGUCAGAGUCAAACAUUUACUCAGUACAGUGAAUAUCAAUUAAUAUGAUGCGAUUGUAUAUUAAGAAGGCGAGAAAAGUUUUGUCGCAAGUAUUGAAAUAUGAUUUG
This is a messenger RNA of Cyphomyrmex costatus, 2346 nucleotides long. Its product is annotated as RNA-binding protein squid. The transcript has 3 exons. The coding region runs from base 219 to 1094 and encodes 291 amino acids. Gene Ontology annotation, molecular function: RNA binding. NCBI's taxonomy places the organism in Eukaryota, Metazoa, Arthropoda, Insecta, Hymenoptera, Formicidae. The record is from RefSeq and is a predicted model, not a curated record. Gene Ontology annotation, biological process: regulation of gene expression. Gene Ontology annotation, cellular component: chromatin; nucleoplasm.